CAAGGGUACCUGGGGCUAAUUUGCACCGACAAAGCAGCUGUAGUCACCACGGUUCCAUCUUCUCCAUGAUGUUGCCCUUAGCCAAAAACGCGCUAAGCCGUCUCCAAGUUCGAAGCAUUCAGCAAGUGGUGGCAAGGCAGAGCCACCAGAAAAGGACACCUGAUUUCCAUGACAAAUAUGGAAAUGCUAUAUUGGCAGGGGGAGCCAUCUUCUGCAUUUCUACAUGGACACACACAGCUACACAAAUUGGAAUAGAAUGGAACCUGUCCCCUGUUGGCAGAGUCACCCCAAAGGAAUGGAGAGAUCACUCGGUAGUCAUGCCAGCUGCUACAAUAAUCAAGACAAUGUUUCCAAACCAACUUAUAAGUGAUGCUAGGUUAAAAAUCGUGUAUUAA
This is a messenger RNA of Acomys russatus (golden spiny mouse), 395 nucleotides long. RefSeq names its product cytochrome c oxidase subunit 7B, mitochondrial-like. The transcript has a single exon. Lineage: Eukaryota; Metazoa; Chordata; Mammalia; Rodentia; Muridae. The record is from RefSeq and is a predicted model, not a curated record. Gene Ontology annotation, biological process: mitochondrial electron transport, cytochrome c to oxygen. Bases 66 to 395 code for a protein of 109 amino acids.